Cokeromyces recurvatus is the source of this 328-nucleotide messenger RNA. RefSeq names its product 40S ribosomal protein S27. The coding region runs from base 51 to 305 and encodes 84 amino acids. Gene Ontology annotation, biological process: translation; ribosomal small subunit assembly. Gene Ontology annotation, cellular component: cytosolic small ribosomal subunit; ribosome. The record is from RefSeq and is a predicted model, not a curated record. The transcript has 3 exons. Gene Ontology annotation, molecular function: RNA binding; structural constituent of ribosome. NCBI's taxonomy places the organism in Eukaryota, Fungi, Mucoromycota, Mucoromycetes, Mucorales, Mucoraceae.
UUUUCUUUUUUCUUUUUCUUUUUCAUUGAGCGUUUGAAAGAUUACUUAAAAUGACUUUGGCUGCUGAUCUUCUUAAUCCUUCUGCUGAACACGAAAAGCGCUCCCAUAAACUCAAGAGACUUGUUCAAUCACCUGAUUCCUACUUUAUGGAUGUCAAAUGUCCAGGUUGUUUGAAUAUCAGCACUGUUUUCAGUCAUGCUCAAACUGUUGUUUUGUGUUCUUCUUGCGGUACUGUUCUUUGUCAACCCACGGGUGGUCGUGCUCGUUUAACUGAAGGCUGUUCUUUCCGCAGAAAGGCAAACUGAAUUAUAUAUGAGUGAAUAUAUAG